CGUCCGCCCCUGGCCGGGAAGGAGGACGCGCUGCGGCGGGCCGGUGCCCCGGGAAAGGCGCGCGCCGCCGCCCUGGCCUCGGGCGCCCGCCUGCCCGCAUUGUCUCAGCUCCAUAGCAACUCGGCGGCGGCGGGGGCCACGCGCGCUGCGCGGCGUCGGCGUGCGCUCCGGCUCCGGCUCCGGCUCCCGCUCCGGCUGCCGGGGAGAGACCGGCGCUACCGGGCGAUGGCGCCCUGACGGGCCCGCGCGGGCGCCGGGCGCGGGCAACGGCGGCGGCAUGCCCGAGAAGCGGCUCACCGCGGAGCCACCAGAUAUUACAGAAGAAGGAUUUGAAGAUUUUUUGGCAACAGAUGAUUUCCUUGUGGACUACUUUAAUGAAUUCCUUAGCCUUCCAACCUUUUCAGAGGCAAUUAGAUUUAAUGUGGAUUUUGGAGUUUUUGAAAUAGUUAACAAUGCUCCACAACUUCUGGAAAAGCAACUGAAAAAAAUUCUACAAAACCAACAACCUCGAAAUCCCAUCUAUGAUGUCAUAAGGAAAGGAAAGAAUGAUGUUAAACCUGUUCAGAUGAAUGACCCCUAUGAAGAUAAGACCAUUAAUAUCAACUACAAUAUCAUGUGUCUCAGUCGUGAAGAAGGUAUUGAGUGGAUCAAAAAAGAAAGACUUCCAGCGUUCCUGGAAAGUGAUUGUUACUUUGAAUACAGAUUAGCCAAAUUGGUCUCACAAGUGAGAUGGAGUGGAUCAGGUAUGAACUUCACACUCAGUGCAGAUUUUUCCCCGUGGGUCCUGAAAAAACCAGCCAGCCCACCACCACCUGUUGCUGAAGAAGAGAAUGUUAUCAUCAUGAAAAAGUUCUACAUUUCUCUUGGCGAGGCCUCCUAUACUCAAACAAAAGAUUGGUUUGCCUUAGCGAAACAGAGUCUGCAAACAGCAUCCACGUUUUCAUUACCAACUUACGUAGUCCACAGCAAACUGGAAACUCCGGUUGUUUCAUCUGUUUCUGACAGCUUUUUCUUUGAUGAUGGAAUUCACCCAAGGACAAAAAGGGACUCAUCUGAAUCCGUUAGAUUAACUUCUCGUUUCGAAGAAGACGACGACAUGGGCUCCAUCUCUCUACAAGACACUCCUUCUCAAGCCCUUUUGAGAAUAUACCUUGAGAGGCAACAGGAUGAUGAUGAAAGCCUUACAUUGAGUUUCUCAACAUGGGAGGAAUUUUUAAGAUCUUAUAUAGCCUUUAUUUUGAGAGUAGCAAUUCAUCAAAUUUUUGAAGAGCCACUGAUAGAAAGCCCAGAUUAUAUAAACUUCAACAAGGUAACAGAAGUGGUGCUCGAGGAGGGUUUUGAGCCUCUCUUUGGCAGAAAUAUUUUGUUAAGUGAAACAUUUCAAAUCACAAAUGAAAAGUCAAAAGAGAUGUUAGAACAAUCAAGUUCAAAGAGUGAGAGCAUUGGACCAGAAACCAGGGCUGACUGGUGCAUGUCUCACAAAACCUAUGAUAUUGGCAAUAGAAAGGAGUUUGAAAGAUUUAAGAAAUUUAUAAAAAAUACAUUAGGAGAGAGAUAUUGGUCAUUAUGGAUGGAUAUCGAGAGGCUGAAAGUUCUUAAGGACCCUGGAAGACAUCAAAGACAUCUUGAGAGGAUGAAAAAAUACUAUCUGGUAAGCAAUGGAGAUUGCUACCUUUCUACAGAAAUAUUAUCAAAACUUAAGCUGCUGGAUGCAUCUCAGUGGAAUGAAGAACACUUAAGAAAUAUUCAGACUGAGGUUGUAAAACCCUUACUUCUAUAUUGGGCACCAAGAUUCUGUGUUACUCAUUCAUCCUCAGUGAAACAUGCUAGUGCUGAACUGAAAUUCUGGCACCUCCGUCAAGAGAAACCAAGGAAGGAUGUUGACCCUUUUCCACAAAUGGCAACCCUCUUGCCAUUAAGACCUAAAUCUUGUAUUCCACAGAUAUCUGAUAUGCAGAAAGAAGAGUCCAAUUUAUUACAACGUCCUAAAUCUCCCAAGAAACCCCCUCGAGUAAAAACAGCAGUUCAAAAACCGUGGAGGAGCAAGUCUUUGUCUCUAAUUUCUUCGAAGGGCAAUGUGACUGAGAAAGGGCUGAGGCACAGGUUGGAAAGCAGCAAUGUUAUUCGCUUAACAUCUUUUACUGACAUUUCUGAAUGUCUGAAGCCCCAACUGGAUAGAAGAUAUACUUACACAGAAGAACCUUUGGUUAAAGCCAUGGCUGAUGGUGCCUUGGGAGGAUUUGACAUGGAAAAUUUGUUGCAAUCUUUGUAUGUAGAAAAUAGAGCUGGAUUCUUCUUUACUAAAUUCUGUGAGCAUUCAGGAAACAAGUUGUGGAAGAACUGUGUGUACUUUUGGUUUGACCUACAGGCUUAUCAUCAGCUUUUCUACGGAGAAACACUUCACCCUUUUAAAGUAUGCAAACAAGCCCAAUAUCUUUUUGCCACAUACAUUGCUCCUUCGGCUACUCUUGACAUUGGACUCCAACAGGAAAAGAAAAAAGAAAUCUAUAUGAAAAUACAGCCACCAUUUGAAGACCUUUUUGACACGGCAGAAGAAUAUAUCCUCCUCCUCCUUCUUGAGCCCUGGACAAAGAUGGUAAAAUUCGACCAGGCUGCUUUUGGAAAGGUGGAGCUGAUAGAAGAAACUCGACAGUUAGAUUCCACAUACUUCAGAAAGCUACAGGCUUUGCAUAAGGAGACAUUUUCCAAGAAAACUGAGGACACUGCUGGUGAAAUUGGAACUGGUAUUUCACGGCUUUCUGAGGUCUCUAAAAAACCAGAAUACUGGAAUAAUGUUCCUGAAGAAUAUAAGCACUUUAAUUUUAAUGACCUGCUUAACAACAAACUGGAGUUUGAACAUUUCCGCCAGUUUCUUGAGGCUCAUUCUUCAAGUAUGGACCUUAUGUGCUGGACGGACAUUGAACAGUUCAGAAGAAUAGUUUAUGGAGACCAAAAGCAAAGGGAAGAAAAAUCUAUAUAUAUUAAAAACAAAUACCUUAAUAAAAAAUAUUUCUUUGGCCCCCAAAGUCCAGCUUCUCCAUAUCAGCAGGACCAGAUAAUGAAUCUAAGUGGUGGCUGGGGAAGGAUGCUCCAUGAGCAGCUUGAUGCCUCUGUCCUGCUUGAAGUUCAGAAGCACGUCCUCAAUAAGCUGGAAAACGUGUGGCUGCCAUUGUUUCUUGCAAGUGAACAGUUUGCAGCACGCCAAAAGAUAAAGGUACAGAUGAAGGACAUAGCCGAAGAGCUCUUGUUACAGAAGCAUGAAAGGAAGAUCGGGGUCUGGAAGCCUGUGGAGAGUAAGUGGAUAUCUUCAUCUUGUGAAAUCAUUGCUUUUCGUAAAGCAUUAUUGAAUCCAAUUACUGCAAGACAGUUUCAACGGUUUGUGGCACUAAAAGGAGAUUUAUUGGAAAAUGAUGUACUCUUUUGGCAAGAAGUACAAAAAUAUAAGGACUUGUGCCAUUCGCAUUGUGAUGAGUCCAUCAUUCAUAAGAAGAUCAUGACUAUUAUCCACUGCUUUAUUAAUUCUAGUAUUCCACCGGCUUUACAAAUUGACAUUCCAGUAGAGCAAGCCCAGAAGAUUAUUGAACACAGGAAGGAGUUAGGACCAUAUGUGUUUAGAGAGGCACAGAUGACAAUUUUUGGGGUUCUAUUUAAAUUUUGGCCUCAGUUUUGUGAGUUUAGGAAGAACUUAACUGAUGAAAAAAUUAUGAGUGUUUUAGAGAGGAGACAAGAAUAUAAUAAGCAGAAAAAAAAAUUGGCAGUCAUAGAAGAUGAAAAAUUUGCAAAGGAUGGACUCAGACAAUAUGCAAGUUCUUCAGCAUCUGCUAUCAAAACAGUUACUCUAGCCACUGACCCAGUUUUCGGCCUACAAGCAUAUGGUCGACAGCCAACCUGGUGCUACUCCAAGUACAUAGAAGCCUUAGAACAGGAAAGGAUUCUUCUUAAAAUUCAAGAAGAGAUGGAAAAAAAGUUAUUUACAGCCACAUCAUCUUUCACAAAUUUUAAGACUCCUGCUUCAGCUCUGUCUUUGAAAAAGACCGUAUCUUCCCACAACAUCCAGAUGAGAACCUGGUGGAGCUACUGGAAGUAAAACCCAAGACUGUGGACACCCCUCCCCGACCAAAGAAAGGGCCCCUUUCAAGCUGGUCUGCCCUGAGCCCUGGAGCAAGUCAUUAAUUACAACUUAAAGAAUUUCUCCCCAAAUUAACUCUAGCUGCUGGCUGCUUCUCCUGGUAAGCUGGAAUUCUCUGUAUCUGCCUGUCUUUCCCUCCAGUUUUAGGGGCAUCAGACUGCCCUGUUACCACAGUUCUUUGAAGGAUCCAGGAAGAGUUGUUGAUUUUUCAGUUUGUUCAGCUUUUUUCUUGUUGAGGAUGGUAGUAAUGACUUCUAGCUCUUUACCAUAUUGGAUAGGACCCUCAAGUUUGACACCAGUAUUUUAAAGAAUUCUGUAGUCCAUUUUAUUUUUAAGAUAAAAUUAAGAAAAUUUAAAUUAUUUGUUUUUAUUGUGUUAUAUGUAUGAAAUUGAUGGCAACCUUUAUAUUAUAAAUAUUAACAUGUUCGUUUUGGCCUAUUCUCAAAGUAUCCCCCAGCAUGGGCUAAUCUCAACUUUUUGGCACUAGAGACAAUUUCCUUAUAUUAGCAUGCUCAGAAGUAUCUUCUGACUGUGGUUCUACUGAUUCUUCUUAACAUCUCUUCAUUCAUCUCCUUCUUCUCCCAAGCCCAUAGGAUGACUGCCUUAUUCCAGAUUCUUAUCACCUUGAAUCUGAGUCCUAAUUAGUAACUCUCUCUUCUGCCUCACCAUCCUCCAACUGUGUUUGAUGAUUUUUUUAUAAAAUCACACCUUCUUAUUACAUUACCUUGCCUAAGCUUCAUUAAGAUGAUCAGUGGGGCACUUGGGUGGUUCAGUCGGUUAAAUGUCUGAUUCUUGAUUUUGGCUCAGAUCAUGAUCUCA
Mustela erminea (ermine) is the source of this 4948-nucleotide messenger RNA. It is a transcript of the gene RGS22, whose product is annotated as regulator of G protein signaling 22. The record is from RefSeq and is a predicted model, not a curated record. Gene Ontology annotation, molecular function: G-protein alpha-subunit binding. Gene Ontology annotation, biological process: regulation of signal transduction. The transcript has 27 exons. NCBI's taxonomy places the organism in Eukaryota, Metazoa, Chordata, Mammalia, Carnivora, Mustelidae. Bases 278 to 4087 code for a protein of 1269 amino acids.